This is a messenger RNA of Drosophila subpulchrella, 853 nucleotides long. Its product is annotated as zinc finger protein 830. The transcript has 2 exons. Lineage: Eukaryota; Metazoa; Arthropoda; Insecta; Diptera; Drosophilidae. The coding region runs from base 63 to 827 and encodes 254 amino acids. Gene Ontology annotation, molecular function: zinc ion binding; nucleic acid binding. The record is from RefSeq and is a predicted model, not a curated record. Gene Ontology annotation, cellular component: nucleus; spliceosomal complex. Gene Ontology annotation, biological process: mitotic DNA replication checkpoint signaling; nuclear DNA replication; mitotic DNA damage checkpoint signaling.
UGAACUCGUUCCCAUCUGAUGCCCAAAAAUAAGCCGAAUAAAACAAAUAAUUACAAAUCAACAUGAAUAAUGGAAAUAUUAAACGCCUUCAAAAGAAACUAAGCGUUUCUAAAAAGCCAGCUGUCACAGUGGAUUCACCCUUGGCCAAGUAUGACUCCGCAGGAACCUUGACCUGUAUAAUUUGCAGGAUUCCCAUCAAGCCCAGCGUCUGGAAGGUGCACAUCAACUCCAAGCAACACAAGCUAAAUGUGGAUCAGGCCAAGCAGAAUAAGAUAGAUAAACCUGUCACUAAUACUGCCCCCAAGGAACCAUCAGUACCGUCUUCGACAGCUCCCACUCCUGUCACCAAAUCCAGCGCUCAUCCGGAAAAAACUCCACAGACCAGCCAAGAAAAGAAUACUCCCAUCAUUCAUGAGAAACCCACUCAGCCAAAUUCAAGCAACAAGACUGUCACUGAAUCCGUUUCCGAAAAAUUGCCAGAAAAGUUUUUCGACGAGGACAAGACCAGUAAAUCCGAGGCAGCCCGUCUCCAAGACGAGGAGUGGCAGCGAUUCCAACAAGAGAUCAAGAGAGCUGACACGGAGUCCAGUGUUAUAGUAGCCGACGAGCAGGAAGACAUCAAUCUCAAGAGGCACAUUAAGGAAAUAGACGAGCAAAUCGAUAACUGGAAGAGAUUCAUUAAAAUAAACGAUCAGAAAACUUUGCUUUUGAGUAACAAGAGGCGAGUUAAUCCCAAAGUAGAAAUAGAUCCUGAAUUAAGUUCAAGCGAGGAAGAUUGCAGUGUGGACGAUUUGUUCGACUGGAGAACGAAAAACUUGCAUAGAUAGAUCAAUAAAUAUAUUAAAAUGUUGCU